CCCGCAGCGGGGCAGCAGCAGCCAUAGGGCCAUCGCAGCGCCCAGCGAUGCCCCGCGGCCCCGCGCUGUCAGCCCCGAGGAUGGGCGACGGGCCACAGCAUGGAGCCCUCCCUGCCCGCCCCGUGGGGCUGGAACGGCUCUAGGGCGGCGCGGGGGCUCCAGCCCUCGCCGGGCCCCAUGCCCCCCAACGGCACGGCCGACGGCAAGCCCAAGGACGUGGCCUCCAAGUCGGUGGGGCUCUUCUUCAUGCUGCUCAUCGACCUGGCGGCCAUCGUGGGCAACGCGGCCGUCAUGACCGUCAUCGUGAAGACGCCGGCGCUGCGCAAGUUCGUCUUCGUCUUCCACCUGUGCCUGGUGGAUUUCCUGGCCGCCCUCACCCUGAUGCCGCUGGAGAUGCUCUCGGGCUCGGCCGUGUUCGACAGCCCGGUGCUGGGCGAGGCCAUGUGCCGCGUCUACCUGUUCCUCAGCGUCUGCUUCAUCAGCAUGUGCAUCCUCUCCAUCUCCACCAUCAACGUGGAGCGCUACUACUACGUGGUGCACCCCAUGCGCUACGAGGUGCGGAUGACGGUGGGGCUGGUGGCCUGCGUGCUGGUGGGCGUCUGGCUCAAGGCCGUGGCCACCUCGCUCGUCCCCGUGCUGGGCUGGCUGUCCCCCGACCGCCCGCCGCCCGCCGGCCGCGGCUGCUCCCUGCAAUGGAGCCGCGGUCCGUACUGCAAGUUCUUCGUGGUCUUCUUCGCCACGUUCUACUUCCUCCUGCCCCUCCUCAUCAUCGUGGUGGUGUACUGCAGCAUGUUCAAGGUGGCCCGGGUGGCCGCCAUGCACCACGGCCCGCUGCCCACCUGGAUGGAGACCCCGCGCCGGCGCUCCGAGUCGCUCAGCAGCCGCUCCACCAUGGUGACCAGCUCGGGGGCCCCCCGCACCACCCCGCAGAGGACGUUCGGCGGGGGCAAGGCGGCCGCCAUCCUGCUGGCCGUGGGCGGUCAGUUCCUUUUCUGCUGGUUGCCCUACUUCUCCUUCCACCUCUACACGGCCCUCAGCGCCCAACCCUUGGCGGGGCCGGCGGCCGAGACCGUGGUCACCUGGCUGGGCUACUUCUGCUUUACCUCCAACCCCUUCUUCUACGGGUGCCUCAACCGGCAGAUCCGCGGCGAGCUGGGCCGGCUCCUCACCUGCUUCUUCAAGCAGCCGCCCGAGGAGGACCUGCGCCUGCCCAGCCGCGAGGGCUCCAUCGAGGAGAACUUCCUGCAGUUCCUGCAGGGCACCGGCUGCCCCGCCGAGCCCCCGCCGCCGCUCGACAUCCCCAGCCCCAAGCGGGACCCGGCGCCCGUCGAUUUCCGCAUCCCGGGACAGAUCGGAGAAGACGCGGCCGAGGGGCCGGAGCGGUGCGGCGGGGACGGGCUCUACGUCCCGGCGGCCGUCACGCCCAAAGCGGAGCUGUAGCGUCGUCACCGGGGUCGUGGUCGUCGCCGGGGUCGCGGCUCCGGGUGCAAACACGGCUGCAAGGGCAGAGCUGGUGUGC
This is a messenger RNA of Numida meleagris (helmeted guineafowl), 1519 nucleotides long. RefSeq names its product G protein-coupled receptor 61 (gene GPR61). Gene Ontology annotation, molecular function: G protein-coupled receptor activity. Gene Ontology annotation, cellular component: endosome; signaling receptor complex; plasma membrane. The coding region runs from base 100 to 1440 and encodes 446 amino acids. NCBI's taxonomy places the organism in Eukaryota, Metazoa, Chordata, Aves, Galliformes, Numididae. The transcript has a single exon. Gene Ontology annotation, biological process: G protein-coupled receptor signaling pathway. The record is from RefSeq and is a predicted model, not a curated record.